AUGUCUUUAAUAGCAAAUUCGUUCAAUCUGAUGCCUUUCAGCACUAGCGUAGACUGGCUCUUGGAUGAGACGAUACCCGGUGCAUUCGAUGAGUGGAUGCAGAACUCUAUGCCUAUGCCUGAUGGCGAAGGGCACACGAUUCCAGUCCAAGCCCCAAGCAUGACUGACGACAGUUCUUCCACAACAUAUCCUCAGUUCAACAAUGAUCCCAUCAUCUCGUAUGCGAGCACGUUGUCGAAGCCCGGCGCUUCGUCUCUGCAGUCUGUGAAUGCAGAGAUCGCAAGACCGCUCCUCAACGAUUAUGAUCCCGCCUUGCUCAAAGACUAUUUCUUUCCAGGUCAAUGCACCAAUGGCACUCUUCCCCUCUCAUUCCAUGGUGAUGAUAGGGACAGCAUACUCAGACAGGGUGAAGUGCCGGUCGGCGCCAGGCCCAAGUCUGUUCCACCGCGCAAAAAGCUUCCCGAACUGGACGAAGGUUCAAGAUCGCGUAUCUUGAAGCUGAUUGACGAAACUCAACCGACGACGGUUGACAACAUGGUGAUCACCACUUCGUCUAACCUACUCUCGGCAGCUUCUCUACAACGUUAUAGCAAUCUUUUCUUUACUAAAUUCAACGUGUCGUACCCUCUGAUCCAUCUACCAACAUUUGAUCCCUCGCUGACCGAUGCUCUACUACUCAUCGCUAUCCUCUCAAUUGGCGCCACCUACGAUGGAAAAGACUCGCACCAAAUGGCAAUCGAUAUUCAUAACGUACUGCGCCCGCGAAUUAUCCAGCACCCCUCAUUCAACGAACAACCUGAGCUCUGGCUCUUACAGACAAUCUUGCUGGUAGAUUGUCUCGGAACCUCGAGGGCGGAUCAUAAACAACAUGCGAUGUCCAAUAUGUUCCACGGCCUCCUGAUCAACCUCCUCCGAAGGGCUGAUUGCCAAAAUAUCCGUACCCCACCAAUUAGCUCGAGCUGCAGCGGUAAUCAGCUUGAGCAUCAAUGGAAACAAGCCAUGCAUUUGGAACAAAGAAAGCGGUUGGCACUAUUGUGCUUUUGUUGGGAUACUCAACACGCCGUUCUCUUUUCACAGGCUUCUUGUCUGUCUGCGAUCGAACUGCGACUUUCAUUACCCUGCGACUUGGAAACAUGGGAGGCAGAGACUGCCGAGACGUGGCUCAACAGUGCUCGGAAGAGUUCAACGAACUUGCUAUUCUUGCCUGUUUUGAGAGCAUAUCUUCAUCCAGACACCCAUGCGCGGCCCCGACAGUUGGACACAUUUGCGAGAUACGUGCUGCUACAUGGGCUAAUGUCAAUAUCUUCCGAUUUGAAGAGACGAGCUCAGACGUCACUUGGUAGGUCCUCCAUGACUCUUUUCACUGGCUGGGAGCUCACGUCAUUGUGUUCAGGUAUCGACAAUCAAGAUGGCUCACCUCAAGGCCGCAUUAGACGAGCAUACGACAAAUGGAAGGCUGAUUUCGAAAUGUAUUGCCUCGAUCUCAAACUCUCCAAUCGGUACGAUGCCAAGGCCUUCACGCCACUCAAAACUGCCAUCCUGGCGCUAUAUCGAGCCGCCCACAUCGCAUUGAAUGUCGAAGUUCUUGACCUACAGAUCUUGGCCGGAGCAGAGAAUAUUCUGGGUAAACCGGUCAAGCCACAUGAUUAUGAAUCGAGUCGCAAAAUCAUCCACGGCUGGCUGGCAUCCCCGCGGACUCGGAUCACGGUCAGUCGCACGGCGGAGAAUGCUUGUCGUAUCGUUCGAGAUGCGAUCAGCGACCUUGAAGAGAACGAUCUCACAGACCUAUUCCACUAUCCAUGGUGCCUCUACUUGGCCUGUUUGUCCAUCUGGGUACUCCACUCGGGUGGGGGAGUCGAUGCUCGGCCUCAAGUCAAGGAACCCGCUGGGCAACCCAAAGAUAUCGACCACAAGAACGAAAUGAUCGCUCUGAUCGGUGGCAUGUUGUCGUGUGAGAGUAUGGAGGAUUGGAACCACACAGCGGGAGCUUACAGGACGCAAGGGCUGAUGUGUUUUAUGGCCAAAAAAUUAGGUACUGUCAGGUGGGCUGCCAUGCGGGAAGGAACCAAGGUCCUGGAGCGACUAGGGCGUCACCCGUCCUAG
Fonsecaea multimorphosa CBS 102226 is the source of this 2103-nucleotide messenger RNA. RefSeq lists its product as uncharacterized. Gene Ontology annotation, biological process: regulation of transcription by RNA polymerase II; DNA-templated transcription. Gene Ontology annotation, molecular function: RNA polymerase II cis-regulatory region sequence-specific DNA binding; DNA-binding transcription factor activity, RNA polymerase II-specific; zinc ion binding. The record is from RefSeq and is a predicted model, not a curated record. The coding region runs from base 1 to 2103 and encodes 700 amino acids. The transcript has a single exon. Gene Ontology annotation, cellular component: chromatin. NCBI's taxonomy places the organism in Eukaryota, Fungi, Ascomycota, Eurotiomycetes, Chaetothyriales, Herpotrichiellaceae.